Messenger RNA from Mugil cephalus (flathead mullet), 2614 nucleotides. RefSeq names its product zinc finger and SCAN domain-containing protein 22-like. The record is from RefSeq and is a predicted model, not a curated record. Gene Ontology annotation, biological process: regulation of transcription by RNA polymerase II. Lineage: Eukaryota; Metazoa; Chordata; Actinopteri; Mugiliformes; Mugilidae. The transcript has 2 exons. Gene Ontology annotation, molecular function: DNA-binding transcription factor activity, RNA polymerase II-specific; RNA polymerase II cis-regulatory region sequence-specific DNA binding. The coding region runs from base 22 to 1155 and encodes 377 amino acids.
UUUUUUUUUUUUUUUUUAUAGAUGAUUUGCAAGAGCUCCGUGCAAUCCAAGAAAAUGACCAAGCUGCAGUUUCUAAACGUCUUCUUAACCGAGCGCCUCAUGCUUGCCGCGCAGGAGAUUUACAAAUCCGUGGAGGACACAAUCCUGGAGUACCAGGAGGAGAUCGCGAUCAGGGAGCGGGAGAACGACCAUCUGAGGCGCAGGCUGCGGGACGCUGGGAUCGAAAUAUGGCCAGACCGUCCGUCCAUGGCGCUGCUGGACGAGGAGGACGGUGAGCAUCCUCGCCGCGAGUGGAGUCCCAGCAUGGGGCACGAGGAGCGCAUUCCCAUUCAGAUCAAGGACAAGAGGGAUCUACGGGCCAACCCGGGGGACGAUCAGCUCCGGGGCCACGGCUCCUGCAGCACGUCGGAGAACAUGUUCACCCCUCCGCGCGUCGCCAACGAAUACCCGCAGGACGGCCCUCACGCGUCCAACCUCCCUCAGAGCCAGGGCGUGGAGAACAGGGAAAGGGACCCCGGACCCCGAGGCGCGGCGAGACACGUGAAGGCCGAGAGCGGAGGCGCCCACAGGGGUUCGACUUCCUCCAACAGCGGCGCUCAGCCUCUGGCGCCGGUCAACCCAAACUGCUCCAACGAGAACAACAUUGACAUUAUCGGGGUGGAGAACGGGGGUCAGAUGGUCGGCGCGAAGGGAGCCGGACCCGGGGCGAACAGAGGGCAGCCGUCUCACAUGCGCAGCCAGGGAGCGAACGCCGUGGACUGCCCCCACCAAAAGUCCCCCCUCCAAGGCCACAUGUCGUCCUUCUGCUGCAAGGUCUGCGGCGAGGCGUUCAGCCACGUCGGCCACCUGCACGUGCACGUGCAGGUGCACACGCGCGAAAAGCCGUACCGCUGCGGCGUGUGCGGGAAGUGCUGCAGCUCGUCCGGGAGGCUGCAGGAGCACCAGCGCAGCCACACGGGGGAGAAGCCCUUCCGCUGCCAGAUCUGCGGGAAGGGCUUCACGCAGAUGGCUCACCUGAAGGUGCACAUGAGGAUCCACACGGGGGAGAAGCCGUACAGCUGCCCCGUGUGCGGCAAGUGCUUCAGCCGCUCCGACAAAAUCAAAAGGCACCUCCAGACCCACAGCCGCGAGGGAACGUACUUCUCAGGGCAAUGAUGCAGGCGUGCCGUCGUGGGAAACUUUUUUGUUUUUAUAAAAAAAAAAAAGCUAAAAGCGCUGCCAUCGAGAUGAGGCUUUUUCUUCCUGCUUUCCGAACUCUAGGGACGCAAGUCUUAGAGAACGUUUUUUUUUUUUUUUUAAAUCUUACCUAAUACUUCUCAUUCCCUCAAUAGAAUUUAUAAUAGCCACUUUAGUAUGCCAUUUACUUAAUUUUGUACUUGUCACCGAGUAUUACAUCUCCGAGACACAAUUUGACUUAGUAGCUAGCGUUUCUGAAGUAUCUAGCCUUUCCUUAGUCGUAUAAUUAGCCUGAUGAAGUCUUCCACACAUGCCUUGAGACAGAGAUGCAUCCACUAACGCGCGAAUGUUCAGCACGGUCACGGCACAUCAUCAUCAGCCAGUCACUUUAUAUCCACACCGCAGGCUCGACGUGCGUCUCAUAAUCAUUAUUUCAAGACGUGAAGUAAGCUCCGUUUUCUCAGUUAACCGGUCAAUUGACGGCCUGGCAAACGUUCUUUAUGUAGCAAUUAAAAUAAAAUAAAAUAAAAAAUCCAAGCAAAGAGCAGCCGGUGUGGACGAUUCCUUAUGCGGCCUGUUUCUUUUCCCCACAUUUACCGUCAGUGCUGUUACUUCACUGCAGAGCUGCGUACUGCCAUCUCACGUCGGACAAAUCUGCUCCACUACUUUGUGUGAUAAUAAUGUGAUGUUCUGUAAAAUACCACUAGUCGCCACCUAUAGCAAAUUUAGGUGUCUUUUUUUUUUUUUGUUUGUUUUUUUUCGUCAACAUGCACUAUGGCAUCUGUCUUGGACGGUGCACGGUCUCCUAACGGGGGCUUUACAGUAUUAACUCAACCCACCUGUGGUUUUUCAAGGGUCUCAGUCUGCAAAGAUUUAUGUCCAGCUGUGUUUUCACCACAGUGGUUAUUUAACAUGUGAGGUGUUUUGUUUUUUUUUGUUUUUUUUGUUUUUUUCGAAGAGGCCUCGGUUGCGGGGUCGAUGUCAGGAGUGAUUGUUGGUUCGUCACAGAGUAAAGUCCCUUCUGUUCACUUAUUGGACUGACGCCCUUCACAGCAGAUCCCACGGUUACCUUCCUCCUCUCAGGAUUAAUGCUGCAUUCAUAACACGAGGGGACACGGGAAACAUUAAUCAGAAAAGUCAGUAACUCAGGGUCUGUGAGUAUUUCUGUUGAAUUUGAAUUUAAAUUGGGAAAGGAAAAAAAAAAAAAGCAAAAGGACGACGGUGUGAUACCUUCACAGUCAGUCUCCCUCCUCAUCGGUCCCUCUACAUGUGAUGAAUGCAGCAUGAGGCGACUCCAGGACGUCCUCACAGCUGACCAGCAGCCCAUCACUCAGUCUUCUCGGGGACGUCUGCUCCCCUGCACACACACACUCUACUGUACAGUGUUGUAUCAUUGCGUAUUAAAUGUUAUUUUUGAAUAAAGUAGUAAUUGAGUAUU